This is a messenger RNA of Mesocricetus auratus (golden hamster), 1266 nucleotides long. It is a transcript of the gene Gp9, whose product is annotated as glycoprotein IX platelet. NCBI's taxonomy places the organism in Eukaryota, Metazoa, Chordata, Mammalia, Rodentia, Cricetidae. The record is from RefSeq and is a predicted model, not a curated record. Gene Ontology annotation, molecular function: protein binding. The transcript has 2 exons. The coding region runs from base 233 to 823 and encodes 196 amino acids.
AUGGAGUUGACCUGCAUUUCUAUGCCCAAGGCCCUGGGACCCUGGGAGCCUCCUGCCUCUGAGAUAGGCCCUCAGGGCUGUACGUGGGGGAUAAACCAGGCUAUUUUCAUCAUUUCCUUCCUCUACUCAAGCAGCGGCCACCAAUGCCAGCUCACAUAGCUCACACAGCUCACACAGCUCACAUAGCUCACACAGCUCACACACACACACUACCACCACAUCCUCAACCAGGAUGCUACCAGCUCACAGAAGGUGUGCCCCAACCAAGACCUCACAGCCUACCUGCUGGAUGACUACCUGGGGGCUCCUGUUUCUGCUCUGGCCUGUGGCCACAGCCACCGAGGCCUGCCCAAGGCCCUGCACCUGCCAGGCCUUGGAAACCAUGGGGCUAAAGGUGAACUGUGAGGGGCAGGGCCUCACAGCGCUGCCUGUGCUGCCAGCUCACACUCGCCAGCUCCUGCUGGCCAACAAUAGCCUACGUGCAGUGCCACCAGGGGCCUUCGACCACAUGCCUCAGCUGUGGAACCUCGACGUGACGCACAACCCCUGGCACUGUGACUGCAGCCUCACCUACUUGCGCCUCUGGCUGGAGGACCACAUGCCUGAGGCCCUGGAGCAUGUGUACUGUGCCAGCCCUGAGUUGGCCACCAGGCGCCCACUGAGCCAGCUGACCGGCUAUGAACUGGGCAACUGUGGCUGGAAGCUGCCACCAUCCUGGGCCUAUUCAGGGAUCUGGUGGGAUGUGGCACUAGUAGCCGUAGCUGUGCUGGGCCUAGUUCUUCUGGCUAGCCUGCUGAACACAUUCAAAGAGCCCCUGAAUUGAGCCCAGCCCAUGAAACCAGACUGGAAGCCCAGACCUAAGCCGGGUGUCCAGGAGCACCGGACUGAGCCAGGCCAUGCCACCAGACGCCCACAGGAGGGGCUGCUAAGAUCCUCAGUGGGCAAAGACACGUGCUGCCAAGUCUGAAGACCUGAGUUGAUCCCCAGGACCCGUGUCAUCAGAAAGAACCAAAUCUCACCUCCACAUUCAUGUUGUGCAUGCACAGCAAAUAAAUGUAAUUUUAACUUUUUUUUUGGUUUUUUACAAGACAGGGUUUCUCUGUAUUGUUUUGGAGGCUGUCGGUCCAGCCCAGCCUCGAACUCACAGAGAUCCACCUGCCUCUGCCUCCCGAGUGCUGGGAUUAAAGGCAUGUGCCACCACCGCCCGGUGCAAAUAAAUGUAAUUUUAAAAGACAACAAUAAACCCACUUUUGUAUGAGCUCAAAA